AUGAAAAACUGGAUCAAAGGUAUAAAAAGGCAUAUUCUUGAAGAAAACGCAUAUGUGACAAGCAUAGGAAAGCUGAAGUGUGGUUAUGUGCACAAAGCAUCCAGCGGUUAUGUGCACAAAGCAUCCAGCGGUUAUGUGCACAAAGCAUCCAGCGGUUAUGUGCACAAGGCACCCAGCAAUCUUCGAUCAUGGAGCAAGGAGAGGCUCAUAAGGUUCCAUCCUCUCUAUGGAACUAUUGCCCACGAGCACAAGCGCAAUCUUUCCAAAAAUGACAGCUACCGUGAGGGGAAGGAGGAAAUCCUAAGAAGUCUUCAGAGGCUAUCCGGAGAGAGCGUUUACAGCGUCCACCAUAGCUGUUAUCAGACUCAUAGAAGAAACCUGCAUGAGACUCAACACUCUGCCACACAGUCCACAACAGUGUUCGUGCGACAGCAGGUACGUAUAGCAGCAAAAUUCAUCAUUCAUGCCCCUCCAGGAGAAUUUAAUGAGGUUUUUAAUGAUGUUCGAUUAUUGCUUAAUAAUGAUAAUCUUCUCAGGGAAGGAGCAGCACAUGCAUUUGCACAGUAUAACUUGGACCAGUUUACACCGGUAAAAGUUGAAGGCUAUGAAGAUCAGGUGUUGAUAACAGAACAUGGAGAUUUGGGAAAUGGAAAGUUUUUGGAUCCAAAAAACAGAAUUUGUUUCAAAUUUGAUCAUUUAAGAAAAGAAGCAACUGAUCCAAGGCCAUAUGAAGCAGAAAAUGCGAUUGAAUCGUGGAGAACGUCGGUAGAGACUGCACUGCGAGCUUACGUGAAAGAACAUUACCCGAAUGGGGUCUGCACUGUGUAUGGCAAAAAAAUAGAUGGGCAACAGACCAUUAUUGCAUGCAUAGAAAGCCAUCAGUUCCAAGCAAAAAACUUUUGGAAUGGUCGUUGGAGGUCAGAGUGGAAGUUUACAGUCACUCCUUCCACCACACAGGUGGUUGGCAUCUUGAAAAUUCAGGUUCAUUAUUAUGAAGAUGGUAAUGUUCAGCUAGUGAGUCAUAAAGAUAUACAAGAUUCCCUCACAGUGUCUAAUGAGGUGCAAACAGCAAAAGAAUUUAUAAAGAUUGUAGAAGCUGCAGAAAAUGAAUACCAGACUGCCAUCAGUGAGAAUUACCAGACGAUGUCGGACACUACCUUCAAAGCCUUACGUCGACAGUUGCCAGUUACACGUACUAAGAUCGACUGGAACAAGAUCCUUAGCUACAAGAUUGGCAAAGAGAUGCAGAAUGCAUAAAUGAAAGUUGCAUGACCAGAUUGUUUUAGUGUCUUUACGUUAAAAAAACAAUUAUUGCGAAAAGUAUUCUGAACUGUCAGGCUGCCCAGUCAGAUGGGCUGUUGCCACUUAAAUCACUGUAAUUGACUAGUUUGGUUAGAGCACAGAGCUUAGCUAAUCCGCCAUUGUUUUCAUUGCUUUUGUUCUGAGAGUUGGAAAUGAGUUUAGUAUGAGUCUUUUACUCUGUUCCUCCUUCCUUACAGUGAAGAGGUGAUUCCUCUGGGUUAUGUUUAAAGGGUUUUGAAAUAUUUCAAAAGUAUUUUAAUUACCAGGACCCUGAAAUUGUCUUUGGCUUAUGAAAGGGGCAACUUUUGAUGUUAGCCCAGGUAUUUUUAGUGGGGUCAGUAACAGACACUCUAGUUAAGGUGGUUGAUGGACUUAGCCAUGUAUGCUGCUAAAGAAAUUGUCUACCUUUUCCUUCCACCUCUUCCACGUAUGUCAGAUUGAGAUUAGAGGGAAAGCAUUUUCUAUACCUGUUAUGUUAAAACCUUCGCAGUAAGGUUAUUUAGCUAGCUUAGUGUCUAACUAAACUUUUUUAAAACAAGGCCAAGGUCUGUUGCUGUUUUGAGAUUCUGAAAUUAAAUGAGAAUACUUAUUUCAGAAAUGCAUUUAAUGCUUUUUUUCUUGUGACAGUUAUGCAAAUUAGCUUGAAUUCCAUAUGUCCCUGAGUUAUUUUUAUCACAAAGCCACAAGUGUAUUAUAAGGCAGAUUGUAAUAUAUAUAUAAUCCUAAACUCAUGACCAUGUCUCAGUUGAUUCUCCCUCCCCUUGGAUUGAAACUGAAUUUCAUUGUGACAUUAAAAUGGCAAAAUUUGGUAUUUAUUUGAGUAAAAACGUCAUUUGCCAGUGAAUCAUACACACUAUUUUAAAAUACUUUCUUUGUAUAUUGUCCUUCUUAACAAGUUGUAAGUUAGGAAAUUUGGGCGUCCACAUGGUGUGCAGCUGCAUCUUUGGUUCUCCAUCUUCCUAUGCAUCAUGAGCAUGUUUGUGAUCCUUUAAAAUAUAUCACUGACGCCACAGGAGUUCAAGCCUUGGUGAAUGUUAGCAUUUGCUAUGAGGAGUUGGUGGAUUUGUGGUUUCAUUCAGUAGUUUGCUGCUUAUACUCGAGUGGAAUCCAUUCCUCAUGUACUCCUGCAGACAUCUGGGCCUGAAAAUGUUUUUUUUUUUU
Molecule: messenger RNA, 2463 nt
Organism: Myodes glareolus (Bank vole)
Lineage: Eukaryota; Metazoa; Chordata; Mammalia; Rodentia; Cricetidae
Source: RefSeq, a predicted model, not a curated record